UUUUUUCGGGUUAUCUCAUUGUAAGUGUGCCUAAAUACAAAUUCUCUUAAGUUGGCUAUAUAAGGAUGUGUUCUUUGAACAGUAGGGCUCGAUUCUUCGGGGAUUCGGAGGUUACUUUUGAUCCAAACUUUCCUUUUUAUUCUUCACUGCUCCUCUCUUCGGCAUCAGCGAAUUUUCCUAAAAAUCAAGAUUAUUACAAGUGAUGGCUGCUGCUUCUGAAAGUACCACUGAGGUUUAUCCACCCGAAAUUCAGAAGCUUCUCAAAGAGCACUCCAAGUACCAAGAUGCUCUUUCAAUUGCAUUCGCGGCAUGUCAAGCCCGAUUCCAAGAGAAAACAGAACAAAACCGUGUGGCUUUUGAAGAGGAGUUAUCUUCCAUGAGUAAAUUGUAUUCUGGACUUGCCACUAUAAGAGAAACUUCAGACGGGGAACUAAAAACAUUAUAGCGAAAGAGAAAUGUCUCUUUGUGCAGAAUUGGCUAAGAAGGUUCCAAACAUCGAAGAAAUGUCACAGUUUUGUGAAUUUACCUUUGAUCAAAUAAUGAUGAUUAGACGUGUGAUUGAAAGUACUCUUGCGCAAGCAGAAAGGCGCAAGAGGAUAGCUAAUUAUGAUCCAAAAACAGCUGAUGCAGUCAAGGUACUAUUUGCUAAAAUCAAACCGCCGGAACUUGGUCAUAUACUCAAGGUACCAUUAGAGCUGGCGGAAAAACUGAAGGAGAACUUACAAACAACAUCCAACGAUCCUCAAGAACCUUCUGAAGUGCUCGAGGACCUAGAAGCAACCGUGGAUUCACGAGAACCGGCUCAAAUAAUUGAGGAUAUCCUUGGUAAAUUACAAUGUAUCCCUACCAAGAUCAAAUACCAUAGUGAACGUGCUCGGGGUUGUUAUAGAUUGCUUCGAAAAGUGGACUAUUUUAUUAGUGUCUUGGAUUCUUGGUUGAAAAGAGAGAAGAUAAUUAGACAAGAGGAGGAGGACGCCAAGAAGGAAAGAGAGGAGAACAUAAUUAGACAAAAGGAAGACGCCAUCAAGAAGAAAAGAGAGGAUAAUAUAAUUAGACAAAAGGAGAACGCCACCGAGAAGGAAAUUGGGGAUAGAGCUAUUAGAGUGGACUAUGGACCAGCUCCACCUAAGGAAGAUUUCCAGUCGAGAGGACCUCGAGGAGGUGGAGGCGGUUCUGAUUCAUCCAAAAGGUUAUACGUAGGUAACCUUUCAUGGAAUGUUGAUGAUCAAGCGCUUGAGAGUUUGUUCAGUGAGCAAGGAAAAGUAUUGGAGGCCAGAGUUGUGUAUGACAGGGAGACUGGUAGGUCAAGGGGUUUCGGGUUUAUCACUUACGGCUCAACCGAGGAUCUCAACAAUGCACUUUCAUCCUUAAAUGGCGCUGACUUGGAUGGCAGAAAUAUUCGAGUAUCUGUGGCUGAAGAGAGGCCAAGGCGCUUUUGAACACAUCAGAUUUUCACAUUCUCCAUUAAGAAAAUGCCUCUUGGCAUAGUUUUGAAACCUUGCUUUUCCCAGUAACUUGCUUGUAUAUCAAAUAGGCGUGUAAGCCGAACACCCUACACCUGCCUGUGGGAGUGAUUCGAACCAAAGAUCUGAGUAUUUACUAGGCCCCUUGCAUUUGGCCCUAGACUGUG
Messenger RNA from Papaver somniferum (opium poppy), 1630 nucleotides. Its product is annotated as nucleolar protein 12-like. The transcript has 9 exons. Bases 456 to 1439 code for a protein of 327 amino acids. Lineage: Eukaryota; Viridiplantae; Streptophyta; Magnoliopsida; Ranunculales; Papaveraceae. Gene Ontology annotation, cellular component: cytosol. The record is from RefSeq and is a predicted model, not a curated record. Gene Ontology annotation, molecular function: mRNA binding.